AUGCUACAAGAAAUUGAAAAAGAAGAGCAUGCAGAAGAUUUGAAAAUGAGUGUGCUACAAGCCAGUCAUUAUAUUGCUAAAAGUUGGAAAGAAGUUGAAGAUUUUUAUCAAACUACUGAUCCUGUGCUUAAUGAUAUUGCAAAUGCAAUUGAAAUUCUUGGCCUCCCCUACUCUAUGCAAGUUGAAGAAUUUUUGGAAAUUUCCGAUGAGAACAUUGUUUAUGAAGUUCUCUCAGAUGAAGAAAUUAUUAGAGAACUUGUUGAAACAUUCAGAACUAAUGAUCUAGCAUUUAUCAGCAUAGAAGGUGUGAAAGAUGAAGAUGAUAGUCCUGAAAUCUCUAUAGUCAGUAUUGAUACAGCAAAUACAAGCCUGAAAACUAUGCACACAUUUUUGCUUCAGCAAGAUGAUAUGGAGGAUAUUCUAGAAAAAAUUAAAAAAUUCAUUAAUAAAACAAAAAUGAGUCAAAUACAACAAAAUAAAAUCGAUCAAUUUUUUUAG
Molecule: messenger RNA, 498 nt
Organism: Cetraspora pellucida
Lineage: Eukaryota; Fungi; Glomeromycota; Glomeromycetes; Diversisporales; Gigasporaceae
Source: the annotation of a GenBank genome assembly